GAGGCGGGGCUUAGAGAAGUUCCCUCACCGUGCUCAGUCGAGCGGGAGUCGUGCGAAGAGGCGAUCAUGGCGCUCCUGGAGGUGUGCGGAGCCCCCCGAGGGCAGAGGAAGGAUUGCGCUUUCUCCACCCUGGGCAGUCAGCUUCGCUCGGACCCUGGACACUACAGUUUCUCUCUGCGAUCUCCGGAGUUCGCCCUCCCCCGAGGAAUGCAGCCCACUGAAUUCUUCCAGUCCCAUGGUGGGAAUGGAGAAAGGAAUGUUCAGAUCGAGAUGGCCCAUGGCACCACCACGCUGGCUUUCAAGUUCCAGCAUGGAGUGGUUGUGGCGGUGGAUUCUCGUGCUUCUGCUGGGACUUACGUCGCCACCUUGAGGUGUAAUAAGGUGAUUGAGAUUAACCCUUACCUGCUUGGCACCAUGGCUGGCUCUGCGGCAGACUGUCAGUACUGGGAGCGUCUGCUGGCCAAGGAGUGCAGGCUGUACUAUCUGCGGAACGGGGAGCGUAUCUCAGUGUCGGCAGCCUCCAAACUGCUCUCCAACAUGGUGUUCCAGUACCGGGGCAUGGGCCUGUCCAUGGGCAGUAUGAUCUGCGGCUGGGAUAAGAAGGGUCCUGGACUCUACUAUGUGAAUUCAGAUGGGACUCGGCUCUCAGGAAAUAUGUUCUCCACUGGCAGUGGGAACACCUAUGCCUAUGGGGUCAUGGAUAGUGGCUACCGGCCCGAUCUGAGCCCUGAAGAGGCCUAUGAGCUGGGCCGCAGGGCUAUCGUUUACGCCACCCACCGAGACAGCUAUUCUGGAGGUGUUGUCAAUAUGUACCACAUGAAGGAAGACGGCUGGGUGAAAUUGGAAAGUACAGACGUCAGUGACCUGCUGCACCGGUACCGGGAGGCUAGUCAGUGAUGGCGGCGGCCAGACACACCCUCUCUGGCAAAACGUGGCCGACUCAGGGACCAGGCCAGCUUACACCCCACAGGAAAGAGGGGCCUGACCUGAGCUCUGUGGAAGCGAACCAGCGGCCAGUGGGGGCAGGGUGGAUUUUACCCUAUUGGGUGUUCUCUGUUUCAGGGAUCAUUCCCCCUUCCCCAGCCUCUGGUUGCCCCACUAAACACAAUAAAGGAAAAUGGUUAUAAGUG
Neofelis nebulosa (Clouded leopard) is the source of this 1130-nucleotide messenger RNA. RefSeq names its product proteasome 20S subunit beta 8 (gene PSMB8). Gene Ontology annotation, molecular function: threonine-type endopeptidase activity. The record is from RefSeq and is a predicted model, not a curated record. The coding region runs from base 67 to 897 and encodes 276 amino acids. Lineage: Eukaryota; Metazoa; Chordata; Mammalia; Carnivora; Felidae. The transcript has 7 exons. Gene Ontology annotation, cellular component: proteasome core complex.